Tarenaya hassleriana is the source of this 2004-nucleotide messenger RNA. RefSeq lists its product as uncharacterized. Bases 749 to 1444 code for a protein of 231 amino acids. Gene Ontology annotation, molecular function: S-adenosylmethionine-dependent methyltransferase activity. The record is from RefSeq and is a predicted model, not a curated record. The transcript is spliced from 2 exons. NCBI's taxonomy places the organism in Eukaryota, Viridiplantae, Streptophyta, Magnoliopsida, Brassicales, Cleomaceae.
CUCUCUUUGAUUGUUGAAGCUAAUGGUCAUAUCAUUGUAUUGUUUACUUCAGAUGCUGUUGGUGUAAACCAACUUUGUCACAGAUUAAUCUUAGGGAAGUUGGCUUUUGUACAAUUCAAAGUAGUUUCUCUCUCUCUCUCUCUCUCUCUCUCUCUCUCUCUCUCUCUCUCUCUCUCUGCUCUAAUGGGUUCAAGAUCGAAGUAUCAGGCUUUUAUCUAAUUUACCUUGACGUUCUACAACUACAGAAGAUGAUCUCCUUGUCAGAUCCAAGUCCUCCAUUGAUGACCCGGAAAGAGCUCUCUUUUUGAGUUGGGCAAGCAAACACUCGUUCUUUUCCUCUCUUCACCGAUUGCAGCUGGACAGACAUCACAUGUUGUCAGAACGCCAUCUCUCUCUGUCUCUUUCCUAAAAGAGAAUCUUCAAAAGUCUGAAUCUUUCCGGUGAAGAAAUCUCCUGACUCCAUUUUGUCAGCUCUCUUGACCUUUCUGACAACUUCGUCGUCGAUCAGCCAAUUCCACUUUCGUUUGUCCUCAGUGUCUAACGUUGGAUUGCAGCCGACAAAACUAAAGACUGGAGAGUUCAGUCGCUGUCUGCGGAAAAGGAUCAAAACAAAACAAAAGUGUUAAGGCUCGAGGGGGAUCAUGUUCUUUGCCUGGUUGGUUGGGUAUCGUUGCUCGUUGGAGAUAAAAUCUGUCAUUAAAUCAUAUGCAGAAGACUCUCUCUCUAUCUCUCUCUAUUUUCGUCGACAAUGGAGAGAUACGUCGAGAAGCUUCUGUACAGGGUUUCAAUGGCGUUCAUAAUCAUAGGAACAUCGAUAAUGGUGGUUUUGAUCCUUCAGACACCGAAGACAUGCGUCCCUCCAAAUGCUCCAUUGAAGCCCCACACCCAUUUCCCCAGAUCCACCUGCGAUUCAUCUCCGCGCCAACAUCUCCCUCUCCCCAAGAAGAACUCUCGUCUCUGGUCCUCUAGGGCUUGGCAAUCGCGUCUCUCCUCCUUCUCCUCCUUCUUCCUCCAUUUUCACCACCUGGGUCUCCUCCAUAACCACUCCAAAGCCCUCUGCGUCUCCGCCGGCGCCGGACACGCCGCCAUGGCUUUGACCCACCUCGGUCUCUCUGACGUCACCGCCGUCGAAUUGGUUGAUUCGCCUCCUCUCGUCAACAGAGCCGAUCCUCACAACCUCCCUUUCUUCGACGAUGUCUUCGACUUCGCCUUCACCGCCCACCUCGACGAGGCUCUGUUUCCGCGGAGAUUCGCGGCGGAGAUGGAGCGGACGGUGCGGCGUGGCGGGCUUUGCGUGGUUGCGGUGGAUGAGUGCGGUGGCGAAGAUGUUAGGGACAUUGCCGGGUUAUUCUCCAAUUCCAAGCUUGUCAAUGUCGUUAAUGUGACCUUGGAAGGAUCAAGAAGAACAAGUGUCUUGUUUCAAAUUCAAGGCUCUGCGUCAUAAGGUCUUUGUCUUAUUCAUUGUCUCUUUGGAUUGCUUCGAUUCAAAGUUCCUUUUUUUAUUGACAUUGUCUGAAUCAUGGGCAUAUUGUUGAGAAUUUGACCAUGUAGUGUACUUCUUGUCUUUUGUGUUGCUAAGUCAAACCUUUGAAUUGCAGAGUACUCCAUGUCUUUUGCUACGAAUUUGACUGUGUUUAUUCAGGAACUCGAGUUACAAUAGAGACACUGCGUUCAACUCCUUGCUUUCUUCUGAAUGCUACAGUGAUGUCUAUGACUACAAUGUUAUUGCAGAGUACUCCAUGUCUUCGACUUCGCUUUCGGGUUUUAACGUGAAUACCAUCUCUUGGAUCUGGGUUCAGGUGAAAGGAUCCUGGAUUCUUAAGACAAGACCGUGGAUAAAAAAAGAGGAGGAGAAAGGAAAAACAGAUGGUGGUUUCGUGUUCAUCCUUGAUAUACAUACUGCCCAUAAACUUUUAGCUGUAUACAUUGCCUUGGCAGCUAAUGAGAUGGUGAUUUGUGUGAGUUCAGUUCUUUCAAAGAAUGAAAGCUUACGGCUUUUCGUGA